AGUAUAGUAUAGUAUAGUAUGAGAACGAGGGGGGGGAUCCAACAUAAAAGGAUUUAAUGUUUCCGCACGGGACGAUUUCUGUGUUGCCCACGGAAGACGCGCCUACUUAAGGUUGCGUCUAGCUGCAAUGGCGAUACCUACGAAUAUUGGAUCACUAUUACAGUCGGAAAUAAUAGAGGAUUCUCUUUACAAAGAUGAAGGCGUUUGUGUUUUGGGCAUAUUUGGGAAAAGUGCGAUGCAGGCCGGAUCUGCCAAGGAAUCUCUUAUAAACGUUUUAGCAGACAAACAUAUCUUUCCACUUUUUGGGACGGACGGCUCGGACGGUGGAAGCUUAAUUAAGGCAUAUUAUAAUCAAGAGAACCGUGUGUUAUAUUUGUUGUUGACUUCUGUUUUCGACAGCCGUCAGCUUCUCCAGGCAUGCGAGUCUUUGACAGCUGGCCUGGGUCACGCCGAGGCACAAGACUUUUGGAAAGGAGCAGAGAAAGAUCACUGUGUUCAGUUAUUGUUCCUCUUCUCGAUGUGUCACGUUCUUCUCUUGGUUCACCCCACCUGCUCUUUCGAUGUCACGUACGAUAGGUUAUUUCGUGCCCUGGACGCGCUUCGUCAGAAAGCGUUACCGCUGCUCCGCGGCGCAAUUAAGGACUCUCCCGUUUCCAAAGAAUGGAAGAUGAACUGCCGUCCAUGUCCGCCUCGCCUGCUGUUUGUAUUUCAAAUGAAUGGAGCACUCAAGGUCAGUACAUCAGGACUGGGUGGAAAUGGUAAUGAACUUGCAGGGGCAGAGAAACCUAAAAAACACUCUCCAAGGAGGCGUCUACAACAUGCACUGGAGGAUCAGAUUUACAGAAUUUUCCGUAAAAGCAGAGUUCUCACAAACCAAAGCAGUAAUUGUCUUUUCACUGUGCCUGCCAACCAGGCUUUUGUUUAUGUUGUGCCAGGACCAGAUGAAGAUCCAAUCAGCUCCUUGCUUGGACAGCUGCGGUCAAACUGUGCCUUGCGUGAAAAUGACACUGGUGUACCUGCACCCGGGCAAAGACGCUACCAACAGCUGCGUCACUCCAACAGACAACCAUCAUUCAAUGUGGAAAAUGGCAGUCUGUCUUCUUCAGGAGGCCAGUUAGUGGACUGCACUUUGAAGGAGUUUCUGUGGCAACACGUGGAGCUUGUGUUGAGUAAGAAAGGCUUUGAUGAUAGUGUUGGUCGCAACCCACAGCCAUCUCACUUUGAGCUGCCCACCUAUUCCAAAUGGGCUCACGUUGCUUCCAGACUGUACCAAGUCAUGAUAGAAAACAGUGAAGAUGAAACAGCGGAGCUCUCCCUCAAAGUGCAGGGUCAGCUGAAAGUGCUCGAGGGUUUCCUGGACGCAGAUGCCAAAUUCUCUGAAAAUAGGUGUCAAAAAGCCCUGCCCCUGGCUCACAGCGCAUAUCAGUCCAACCUCCCACACAACUACACCACCACAGUGCAUAAGAACCAGCUAGCUCAAGCGUUGCGUGUAUACAGUCAGCAUGCCAGGGGCGUUGCCUUCCAGAGGUAUGCUUUGCAGCUUCAUGAGGACUGCUACAAGUUCUGGAGUAACGGCCAUCAGCUGUGUGAGGAGCGCAGUCUCACUGAUCAGCACUGCGUGCAUAAAUUUCACCUGCUGCCCAAACCUGGAGAGAAACCAGAGAUGGACCACAACCCUCCUAUCCUCUACCACAAUAGCAGAGGGCGCUCUACAAGUUCCUGUAAUUGUGGCAGGAAGCAAGCCCCUCGUGAAGACCCAUUUGACAUCCAGGCUGCCAACUAUGAUUUUUAUCAAUUGCUUGAGGAAAAGUGCUGCAGUAAACUGGAAAGGAUACAUUUUCCUGUGUUCCAAGCCAGCACGGCAGACCCCGCCCCUGCCUGCGACGAUGUGACCAGAUCCACUGAAGCGCCUUCAUCGGGGGAAGGCGAUCGUCUCAAAGAGAAAGAAACUGCUACCCAUACCCCAGGAGACAGCACCAGUCUGAGCCUUGCCCUCAGCCUGGGCCAGUCAACCGACAGCCUAGGCCCGUAUGGAGAUGGAGCCGAGGGCCGAGAAGAGCCGAGUGUGGACAGACAGGCCUCCACCGUGGAGUAUCUCCCUGGCAUGCUCCACUCUGGCUGCCCAAAGGGACUGCUGCCCAAGUUCUCCAGCUGGUCACUGGUAAAGCUGGGCCCAGCCAAAGCCUACAACAGCCUUGCAGGUUUAGAGCAGCCUGGCUUUCUCCCCGGCUCUGCCUUCCUCCUGCCUUGGGACGUGGUGAUUCGAAGUCGCUCUGAGGACGACGCAGGCUCGAUCGAACUGCUGGAUGGUGGGCCCUCCUCCUGGCCAGCGCCCAAUAAAGCUCCGGCAGGCAAGCGGGGCAGCGGCAGCAGUAUGGGACGAGGCCGCAGGCGUGAUGACGUAGUACGUGCCUACGUGGGCUUUGAGUAUGAGGACAGCAGGGGCCGUCGGUUCCUCAGCUCCGGUCCAGAUAAGGUGGUGAAAGUUCUCGGACAGGGAGGGGCAAAGGAGCCAGCUAGUCGAGUUCUGAACUCAGACAUGCCACUGUACAUCCCAUCUCCUGCCCAAGGCAGAGGUAUCAAACCUCACUAUGCUCAGCUGGCUCGCCUCUUCAUUGUGGUUCCUGAUGCCCCACUUGAGAUUACUCUUAGCCCACAGGUUCAGCCAGGUCCGCCGACCUGUCCCAUUUUCCAUCCUGAGCAAGCGGAGGUAGUGCUGCCCUCUGAUGGGACUUUCGUGUUACGAUUCCCAUAUGCCUACGUGACAGACCGUGGGCCAUGUUAUCCCCCGAAGGAGAAUCAGCCGCUGGCAAGCUUCAGAGUCCUGAAGGGCGUUUUGCGUGCCAACUCUGCUAGUGCUCCUCUGCAGUGACACGCACAUGCAUAAAACAACACUUAAAUAAAUUUGUCAGUUGUGUUUUUCAGAAAGCCUGAAGGAUUCUUCUUGAUGUCAUGUCUCCUUUUUGCUUGUUGCUUGAUGUGUAAUUUGUUUUAAAGUACUUUGUGUUUAUGCUGUAGUGCUGUUAAGAAUAAAAGUUAGGCAUUGUGCUAGAA
This is a messenger RNA of Electrophorus electricus (electric eel), 3054 nucleotides long. RefSeq names its product SMG8 nonsense mediated mRNA decay factor (gene smg8). The record is from RefSeq and is a predicted model, not a curated record. Lineage: Eukaryota; Metazoa; Chordata; Actinopteri; Gymnotiformes; Gymnotidae. Gene Ontology annotation, biological process: nuclear-transcribed mRNA catabolic process, nonsense-mediated decay.